AUAGCAAAAAUGAGCUGUGCUGUUUCCAUUUUGAAAUAUGUGUUGUGCUUCCUCAAUUUCCUCUUUGUGCUUUCAGGUGUUGCUCUCGUGACUAUUGGUACUCACAUGAACCAGCAACUGCAGGAAAUUGAAGACGUACUGAAUGGAAAGAUGCAUACUCCAUGCACAUUAGCUGUAGUACUUGGCAGUUUUCUCAUCGCAGUUUCCUUCUAUGGACUAUUUGGUGCUUUUAAGGAGCGUCGCUACUAUGUCGUAACGUACGCUGUGUUCCUGUUGACUAUACUUCUUCUGCAAACACCUGUUGCUGUAAUGGCUAUUCUUUAUGGUGACAGAAACUUCGUUCUUCAUACAACAAUGUACGAUUUUACAAUCACUUACUAUACUGACAGUAUCAGCCAAGGCGUUAUGGAUACAGUUCAGAAAAAGUUGCAGUGCUGUGGUGCUACUGGGCCAGAAGAUUAUAUAAAUUUAAACCCAUCUACUCCUGAGGUACUGCCACCAUCAUGCUGCAUACAGGACAUUGAGUGUUACUAUGAAACAAAUGCUACUGAAACCUUCUAUACUAAAGGAUGCUGGUUUGCUGAGGAAGAAUUCUUGGGUUUUGUAGGAAUGUUGAUUGGAUGUGCAGUUGUUGCAUCUGGAGUACUUGAGGUUAUAGGGAUCACAAUGGGGUUCUGUCUGGGAAGAUCCCUAAAAAAAAGGAAGCAAUGAAGUUUAUGCAAGAGAUAAAGAACAAGAUAGAGCACAGAGUCAAGAAAUACGAAGAGAAAAAACAACACACAUCAGAAUCUACUCUGAUAGUUUUGGAAGAGGGAUGGCUACAAAAACAAAGACUGUGACGACUCAAAAAACAUUAAAAUUGAAGGCAUAGUGAAACCUGGAACAAGAUUCAACCAGAUCCUCACCAACACUGAAGACCGCUGUAAUUUCUCAAGGAGUGACUUUGCAAUUCUUAUGGUUCCAAUGAUGUAUACCAUAACGAAACAGCUGCAGCAGCAACAGCUCUGAAGACCUCACUGGGCAAGUUAACGAACAGAUAUGUUGUAUUAUUUAAAAUACCUCACUGUUACGAGUUAAUUGAAACGUUAUGUGUAAACAGAGAAAUAACCAAAGCUAGCAAAUAUUUUGAAACAAUUUGCAAACAGUUUAAAAAUGUAAUGCGUUUAGAUAUUAAGGAAUGUAUCAGCUGUAUCCAUGAACCCUCUGACAAUUGUAACUACUUGGGAAUUUGUCAUACAAGACAUGGUCAAGGCGUAAGUGGAAUAGGAAAGAUACAGCUGGCCCAAAAAAAUACUUAGUAUGGUAAAUAACAAAUUAUAUUGUAUCAGCAAUUUGGAACAUAUGUCUCAAAACUCAGAACCAGAUGAGGGAAACGUAUAAGGCUGACCUAGCCUGAAAUAUGUGAGACUUGGUCAAAACCUGAAGGGGACACUAAAGUGAGCUGUGCACGAAACCUAAGUGGCUUGACUUUGCUGUAUAAGAAUGUACAAGGACUAGGCAACAAAAUGUGUGAGCUGGAAGUAAUUUUAAACUGCAAUCUUAAGGAGGUUUCUGUGCUGUGUAUCAGUGACCUGGCUUCAGGACACUCAGAUUUGUGCAGCAAAUAUAUCAGACUUUGAUUUAACAAGUAGCUUUUGCAGGAAAACUUAUAAUUGCGGAGGUGUAUGCAUUUGUGUUAGAAGUAAUGUUAAAUCUAAAGAGGCAAAACUUAGCAAGGUGAAGUGUGUAGAAAAAGAUUUUGAAUGUUGUAUUUGUGAACUUACAGACUGUCAAACUAUCAUUGCUUGCAUCUGUAGGUCCCCAUGAGGUGACUUUAUCUGGUUCUUAUACUAUAUAGAUGAUCUUUUAAAUAAAUUGAGAAGCAGGUCAAAAUACACAAUAAUUCUUGGUGACUUUAACAUUAAUUUUAACAAAAGUAAUAAGAACAAGGUAAAAUUAUUAAAUCUGUUUAACACACAAUCAUGCAACAUACAGUGCAGGAAAUUACCAGAUAUGGGGAUGGGUGUGAAGCAGCACUUGAUCAGAUAUUUACCAACAAACAAAGCUGUAAGUACAAUAUUGAAGUAAGAGAUACAGGCUUUUCUGACCAUAUGGCUUUAAAAAUGAUGAUAUGGAAGGAGAACAAUAAGAAAUACACAGUCACUGAAAAAUAUGUACAAAGAAGACUUAUUAAUCCAAACAACAUAAGGGUAUUUAAUAGUAUGCUAAAAAGGGUGCAAUGGGCCAUAGAACAAACUGAUGAUUUAGACAAAAAGUAUGACAGUUAUCUCACUGUUUAUAAAUAUUGCUAUGAUGCAGCGUUCCCAUUCAAAAGAAUUAAAGUCAGUGAGAAGACAAACACAUGGGUAACACAAGGGAUUAAAAAAUUAGCAAUCACCCUUAGAAACGAAAGCAAACAUGCUAAAAUAAAUACAACAAUAAAACCAUAGUAUAGGAAAAAUAAAAGAUCUAUAGGAAUAUUUUACAGGCAGCAAAAAGACUAAGCAACGAGUCAUACAUUAAUAAGGGUAGCAUUAAAUUAAAAUCGAUUUGGAAGGUUAUAAACAAUAGCAUAGGAAAAUGUAAAACCAAGACUCAUAAUUUCAAAAUUAAACGUGAGGGCAAAGUGAUAGAAGAUGCUCAACAGGUAGCCAAUAUACGUAUAUUAUGUGGACAUAGCACCAUAGUUAGGGAACUAUGUUAUUGCACAAGGCCCAUACACCAAAUUCCUAGGUAUAUGAGUGGAUGAGCACUUGAGAUGGGAAAAUCAUCUAGAAGGUUUGAGUAGAAAAUUAAGUAAAUGCUGCUAGGUGCUAAGAAUGUUCCAAGAAUGUUGCAACACUGAAUCACUGCUUUGUGCCUAUUAUGCUUACAUGAACAGUUUACUUAGAUAUGGUGUGAUCUUUUGGGGGAAUACAGGUAUGGCAAAACAAUCUUUCAAACUUCAAAAAAGGGCUAUUACAAUAAUGAAAGGGGUUCCCUAUAGAGUGUCAUGCACGGAAAUAUUUAAAAAAUUUAAAAUAAUGACUCUUCCUAGCAUAUACAUCCAUGAAUGUGUAUUAUUUCUGAAAACUCAUCAGGAAUUUUCAACAUUAAAUAAUCAGGUUCAUAACCAUGAAACAAGGAACAGGGAUGAUUUUCACAGACACCCUCAAAGGAUCACUCUACCAAAGAAGUGUAAAGUACCAGCCUAAAAUAUUUUUAGUGCAUUGCCUUCUACAAUAAAGAAAAUUA
Molecule: messenger RNA, 3213 nt
Organism: Schistocerca americana (American grasshopper)
Lineage: Eukaryota; Metazoa; Arthropoda; Insecta; Orthoptera; Acrididae
Product: leukocyte surface antigen CD53-like
Exons: 6
Coding region: 10-711 (233 amino acids)
Cellular component (GO): membrane
Source: RefSeq, a predicted model, not a curated record